Molecule: messenger RNA, 370 nt
Organism: Culex pipiens pallens (northern house mosquito)
Lineage: Eukaryota; Metazoa; Arthropoda; Insecta; Diptera; Culicidae
Product: transmembrane protein 208
Exons: 2
Coding region: 16-357 (113 amino acids)
Biological process (GO): vacuolar protein processing
Cellular component (GO): intracellular membrane-bounded organelle
Source: RefSeq, a predicted model, not a curated record
AACUCGCUCUUAAACAUGUUUAAAACAUGCCUAUUUAUUCAUCUUUUUUUUUUGUUUCAGUCUAGCAAAGGAAAACAAGCAACCAAAGGAAAUAAACAGGUCAUAGAAGAAAAUGUUGCUACUUUAAAGUUCUACCGGAAUAUGUGCAUAAUAUUCUCAUUUAUAUGCAUACUUUUUUCUUUCAUCUUCUAUGGAUCCUUCGGUGCCUUUCAUUAUGUUUUGUUAAUCGUAACAGUCUCUAUACAUUUGAGUAGUUAUUAUUUUAUGAUUUCAAUGAGUAAACCUCGUUACACAGAUAAUGGAGUUGUUCUGGAUUCUGGCAAUGAUUUAAACAUUGAAGGAGGCAUUGCUGAGUAAGUUAUAUAGAAUA